Molecule: messenger RNA, 6494 nt
Organism: Lepus europaeus (European hare)
Lineage: Eukaryota; Metazoa; Chordata; Mammalia; Lagomorpha; Leporidae
Gene: CCDC13
Product: coiled-coil domain containing 13
Exons: 16
Coding region: 91-2259 (722 amino acids)
Biological process (GO): non-motile cilium assembly; cytoplasmic microtubule organization
Cellular component (GO): centriolar satellite
Source: RefSeq, a predicted model, not a curated record
UUGCCAGGGCAGCGCGUGCAGGCGUCCGGAAGAGGCGCGGAAGCCGUGGUGGUGCUGAAAGGGAGAAGCAGAGAGAGAGAGCUUGGUGAGAUGGCAGAGGACGAAGGCUCCCAGGACACCUUGCGGCUACAGUUCAAGGCCAUGCAGGAGAUGCAGCACCAACGGCUACAGAAGCAGAUGGAGAAAAGGAAGGAAAAGGAACUGAGCCGCCAAAGCAGAGCCGACGAGCAAAAAGAGCCCUUGGAGAUCUCCGAAGGCCUCGGUCUCCUCCACACAGGAGAACAGAACUCAAAAAAUAGCUUUGAGCAAGGGGUGCUUGAAGAUGAGAUUAACCAGCUUCGAGAUGAGCUCAGGGAAACCGUCGAUGAGAACGGGCGACUGUAUAAGCUGCUGAAAGAAAGGGACUUUGAAAUCAAACACCUGAAAAAGAAAAUAGAAGAGGACAGAUAUGUCUUCACAGGGACAACUGGCAUGGCUGGAGAUGUAAUUGCCACCAAAAUUGUCGAGCUGUCCAAAAAGAACCGGCUGCUGAUGGCAGAGUCGGAGGGCGCGAAGACCAGGGUGAAGCAGCUGACCAGUCGCAUCCAGGAGCUGGAGCGGGAACUGCAGAUGGCACUGGCCAGGCUGCCCGCCAAGGGGGCCACCGACACAGGAGCCAAGCCACCGCGGGCCCAGAUGGGAGACAAAGCCUUGCUGGAGACCCCGGAGGUGAGAGCCCUGCAGGACAGGCUGGCGGCCACGAACCUGAAGAUGAGUGACCUGCGCAACCAGAUCCAGGCCGCGAAGCAGGAGCUCCGGAUAGCCCAGAAGGUCUUGGCCAGCGAGGUUGGGGAAGACGUGAAUGUACAGCAGCUCCUGUCCUCGCCAGGCACCUGGAGGGGUCGGGCGCAGCAGAUUCUCGUGUUGCAGAGCAAGGUUCGAGAGCUGGAGAAGCAGCUGGGCCAGACGCGGAGCCGGUCGGCGGGGACCACCAGUGAUGAGCCGUCUGCCUGCUCUGAUCCAAGGAAGCUGUCGGCGCAGGAGAAAAACCUGCUGAGGAUCCGCAACCUGGAAAGAGACAAACAGGAGAGCUGGGAGAAACUUGCUAAUGAACGGAACAUGCUGCAGAGAGACGUGGAAGAGCUGAGAAAGAAGUUUGAGGGCGUGAGUUCUCGGAACAAGGUGCUGUCGAGCGAGGUGAAGACCCUGCGCAGCCAGCUGGGGACGCUGGCAGAGAAGGGCAGGCACGACGACGAGCUCAUCGAUGCCCUGUUGAACCAGCUCAAGCAGCUGCAGGAGGUUCUGGGCAACCUGAGUCUGCAGGAGGAAAAGACACGAGCGUCACAGCACAACCGGGACCAGAAGCUCAACAGCGAGGCGCAGCGGAGCAGCAGCCUCGUGGCCCAGCUGCGGGCCAUGGUGGCUGAGCGGGAGGCCAAGGUGCGCCAGCUGGAGCUGGAGAUCGGGCAGCUCAGCGUGCAGUAUCUUCGGAAUAAAGAAGUGGGCAAGGAGUCCCAUGGGCCGGAGGUCAGCGCCGCCAACCCCAAGCUCCUGGAGGACCCAGGCCUGACCAAGUCCCCGGCCUCCGCAGGCGAUCACUUCGGCAGGCUUGGAUCUUCCCGCUCCGUGACCAGCCUAGGCCACAUGCUGGUGGAAUCUUCUCUCACAAGGCCAUCCCUACCCAGUCCCCAUGGGCCUUCAUCCAGGUUCUCGGACUCUCCAGAGCAAAAAGGCUGGCAGGCACAAGUGACAGAGAUCAAGGCCCUGUGGCAGGCUGCAGAGGUAGAGCGUGACCGGCUCACCGAGUUUGUCAACGUCCUGCAGAAACGGGUGGAAGAGAGCAACAGCAAGCUCCUGGAGUCUGAGAGGAAGCUGCAGGGGGAGCGGCUGCGCACUGUGCUGCUGGAGCAACAUCUGGAGAAGCUGCGCCUGGAGCCAGGGAGGGCGGUCCCCAAGGGCAGGACAGGUCGGCCAACCUCCAGCACCAGGCAAAACUCGACAGGAAGCGAGAAGAAGGACCCACCCUUGGCCCAGCUCUCCCAGGCUGGCCAUCCAGGAGGAGGAGAACGAAAUGCUGAAGGCUGCCCUGGGCAGUGCCCUGCGGGGAAAGGAGGAGGACUUCCGCAUGUACCACGAGACCCUGGGCCAGGUGAAAGGGGUCUUCUUGCAGGCCCUGCGGCAGCAGAAGGUGGACAAGCACUAGGCUGGCGGCCCAUCGUCAGCCCAGCCGAGCAAGACGGGCUCAGUGUCCCUGCCAGGACGCCAACCCCAGGCGCCUAGCUUAGCCACUUCUCCCAGAAGGUGGACAAGCACUAGGCUGGUGGCCCAGCAUCAGCCCAGCUGACCAGGACGAGGCUCAGUGUAAGGGCUCCAUCCACGCCAGGAAGCCAGCCCUGGGCACCCAGCUCAGCCACUUCUCCCAGAAGGGUCCUGGGUCCUGGGUCCCCCCUAGGCCCACAUGACUCCACCCAUGUAGGAGAGCCUUCAUUGCGCCAGGCUGGGCGCAGGCCCCAGGCCACCCAGCCCAACUGUCCCCCUCACCAGUGCAUACUCCACACCUGCCCCAGCUAAGCCCGUGGCCAUGCCCAGCCUCACAGACUGAGUGUCAAGCCCUCUGCCACCUGGCCGGCCUGCUCCUUGGGUGCAGACCUUGGACUUGUAAUAAUUCCCGUUUCUGCCCUCAGCGCAGCUCCCGGUGAGUGAGUGUCUGCUGUGGAAGCCUGGCCGUGUCUAGUGCGCUCCUAACCCAGGGGGCUGCCACCCUGCUCUGGGAGCAGUGGAGCACAUCACUCGGGACAGUCAUGCUGGCCCCACUGCAGGACAUCUGCUGCAUGAGGCAUUGCCUAUCCCCAAGGGGCUGUGGCUGGUGGGUGCUGGUGGCAGAGGGCAGAGGUGGCGCUGGGCUGAAGCUUUGGGCAGGGGUUCCAGGUGCUCCCUCGUAUGGCAGUGUUUCAGUGUUCCUCCCUCGCAUGGUAGGCUGGGAGGGCUGCUAUUGGGAGUUCCCAGUCCUCUCGGUGACUGUUCAGUCCCCCCCCAACCCUGUGGCUGCAGUGCCGGUCAGGGGUACCCCCAAGGACGAUCACCCAUAGCCACCCACCCUGGCCCCACAGGUGCACACACAGGCCCCCGUGGAGAUGCAGCCACACACAAGCACCUCAGUUCAGGAGCGAGCAACUGUGCCUGUGCACUCGCAUCACCUCCACACAGGUGCACACAGCAGACACGAGUAUGCUCAGUUAUGGGUGUGGGCACACACUGCCACGCAUGGACACACACACAUGCGGGUGCACACAGCAGACACGAGUAUGCUCAGUUAUGGGUGUGGGCACACACUGUCACGCAUGGACACACACACAUGCGGGUGCAUACAGCAGACACGAGUAUGCUCAGUUAUGGGUGUGGGCACACACUGUCACGCAUGGACACACACACAUGCGGGUGAACAUACUGUGACAGCCUCCUGGGAUUCUGUCUGUUCAGGCCUUUCUCCAGUGGUGGGGGACCCCGUGCUGACCCUACUCCCCCCAACACACACACAGGAGCCUUGACCCUGCCUGGUGACCCCGAUCUGGAGGCCCCGCAGCAGAGGGGGCCAUUCUGAUGGGUUCUCAGGGCUCCAGGAAGAGAGGGUUUAAUCUUCAGUUCCUGGUGAGGGGAACAGGCCAAGCAGGGAGCCAGAGAGGAGUGAGGCGGCCUGUGCUUGGGGGUGGGGUGGGGUGUGACAGUCCAAAUGCAGUCUGACCAUCAGGCAGAGUGAUUCAGCACUUUCUACAGGAGCUGAGGAGCCCCAGAGGCUGACUUGAGUGUGGGCUGCAGGUUCUGAUCCCCAGUGGAUUCCCUGGGAGUGAGAAGCAGGCAUUGUCCACAGGGUCACCUCAGAAAUGCAGACCCACACCCUGACCACUCCGGACUGGUUCUGUCGCCCUCCCUGGCUCAGGGCCAGGGCCAGGGCCAUGUGCAGAGGGAGCAUCAGGUCGCGGAGUCUGUGCAGGUGCCUCGAACAGAUCUCCUUCCCCACUCACCAGCACGUGGCCUUGGGCAAUUACGGAGCCUCCACAUGCUCAGUCCACACACUGGGGGCAGUAAGAGACCUCCCUCAGAGGGCUGUCCACGGGUGUCCAAGAAGAACCCGAAGGCGUUCAGCUAACCGUUCGCUUGCUGUUCACUGUGUCCCUGGACCAACUGCAUCCCACACCAAGGAGGCAGGAUCGGUGUAAGCAGGGGUGGGGCAUUGGGUGUGGAUGUGAGCACCGUAACCCUGGUCCAAGCAUCUUACACAAAGCAGCCUGGGCGCUCAGCCCUUGCUUAGGCCAGCCACGGGCACAGGGACGAGUGUUUCAGUUUACAGAAUCUGCAGGCAACCUUGAGGGCUGUUUUGUGGAGCUGUGCCUGUGGGCCCGGUUGUAUAUGUGAGCACCUGCCCCCGGCCCUCAGGCUUGGUUAGACCCAGUCGGCUGCAUUCCCUUAUUAGAACCUUCUUCAGGUUUCAUUGAGUUCAGGAGUGCCAAGUGCUUGGAGCAGCUGCUGGCACACAGCAAGCACUCAAUAAAUGUUAGCACUCCGCAUCCCCUCUAUUGGUUCCACAAGUACUUCUUUGAGCAGCUCCUCUGCCACAGCUACGGUGGUGCCAAAGAGGCAGUUUGGCCUCUAAUCUCUAGGAACUCCCAGCCUGGCCAGGGAGACAGACCUGGGGAUGAAUCUGACUCUCUCCCUCUUUUCAGGGAGCUCCCAGCCUGGUCAGACAGAUCUGGGGAACAGGGGACCAUGGUGGGGCCGAGGGCUGGAGGAAGGAGACAGGGACAGGCUGCCGCACCACAGAGCCACCUCCAGGGCCCCAGAUCUGGGUGGGGAGGAGGCUGUUGGGGACCCAUGUGUCCACGUCUCUACGAGGUCCAGGAGAACCCAGGAGAAGGAGGGGUUGACAAGGGAGGACUAGAACCCUAAGGGAUCUAAGCAGGCCAGGCAGAGUGUAGAGCAGCCUGGUCCAUGCAGGCUGUGCCCAUGGUCUCCCCUACCCAGCCCUCCCUGUUCCCAGCACUCGGAGGAUGCCCUCCCACUCCUGCAGGCAGGGGGGCUGGAUAAGAAGACCAAGGGCCUGUCCAGAGCCACAGGGCAGUGGGGGAGGAGGGGAGGUGUAGGACCUGUGGAAGGUCAAGGGGCGGGGACAAGUAAAGAGGCAGGUGGUGGAGUGGCCUCUCCCUGGUCACACCCUGCGCAGGUGCUACAGGUCUGGGUGCUCAGGUUGCAGCACUGACAAGUGAGACCUGGUUGAGCUGUGAGUGUGGUUUGGCCACUGUCCCCAAGGGGCUCAGGUCGACUCCAACACAUUCCAUUACCACCAGGCCCCUCCCAGCUCCUCUGGGCCUCCCACAUCCACCAGUGAGCUCACAGUCAGUCCCCAGCACAAAGAAGUCUCCGCCUACCUUUCUCUGCAGGUGUGUUCCACACAUGACCUCUGGCCCAGUCCCUGAGGCCUGCAUGGACACCAAGCACCCUGUACACGGAGCCUGAUAGCACAUAGCACACACACAUGUCACAACCAUACAUACAUGCAGACCCUUGUACAAACCAGUACAACACAUCACAAUCACAGCUACACAACAGCACAUUCACACAGACCCCACACACCAACCAGUACAACACACAAUCGCACACACACACACAGGAUACUUUUCCAGAGUUUACUUUGAGGCACAAACAAUUAAAAAGUAAAAUAUGAGGAAGGACCUGAGGUUUAAGAGAAUGGGCGCCGCUCCCUUCCAUGCCCUUCCCCGGCUUUCCCCGGUGGGUUUUGUGGCAUUUGGGAAGUUGACCCCAACCUUGGGCUUAUCUGAGCCCAGCCAGCUUCUUGCUGUGUGGGCUGGCUGUGCCAGAUGCCUUCCCCCCCUGACACCCCUUCCACGGGGUGCCGUAGUCUCGGGCUGGGACCCCCCCAAGCCCUAUUGCCCUUGGCAGAUGUGGGAACCCCUGCAGGCCCCGCUGUUCAGGGGCCACGGGGGGAACAUCCCUGCAGUGUGUCCCGCCUCCGGACCGCUGGAGUCAAGGUCAGGGUCAGCCUUGCUGCACAAUUCCGUGAGCCAGGCCCUUGUCCUGUAGUGAGUCACCAAGUCCCUCCAGGAACUCAGUGAGGCCGGGGCUGGCAGUACGUCCAUUUCACAGAUGAGGAUCUGGGACUCCGAGAAGUGGAUCACACCAGCCCGGCGGAGCUCUGGCUCAGGUCAGUUGGCUGAAUCUGUGCCCUUAACCUAGGCUGAACCACACUGCCUGCUGCCCUGAGCCUCAUGACAGCCAGCACGGGCUGGUCUCAGCCUGCACCUGCUGUGGGUGAGCUGGGUUCUCGCCCACCUGACCCAGCUACUUCACCGCUUGUGCCUCAGUUGCCUCUUCUGCCAGACGAGGAGGACGGGAACACUCACUGUGCAUUGUGGUAACAUUAAAGAGUUAACCAUGUACACCCCGGCUGCUAUGAUGAACUUCCUCCAACAGCCGAACAAACAUCGACUCCAAGACCUCCC